UGGGACGGAAACGCUCGUGUAUACGCCUGGAGUGACGAAUACGGCGAUGUCGGUCCUGAGAUUGCUGAACUCGAAGCUGAGUUGUUUGGAUCGCCUGAGGACCGCGAUCAGCGUAUCGGUGGUGGUCUUGAUUUCUCCGCUAUCGACAGCAUUGAGGUCAUUCAGGAAGGCCCCCAGCGGAUUGAAUACAUCAAGACCUUUGAGGAUGCCGGACUCCAUCCUGUUAUGGCCAAGAAUGUUGAACUUUCGGGAUAUCAGGUCCCAACCCCAAUCCAAAAGUUCACCAUCCCAGCCAUUCUUCAGAGCUAUGAUGUGAUUGGCAUUGCUCAAACCGGUUCGGGAAAGACCGCCGCCUACCUUAUUCCGAUCUUGAGCAAGUUGAUGGGAAAAGCGAAGAAACUCGGGGCACCUCGUCCCAACCCUCUCACGUUUCAGGAGGGUAUUGACAACGUGACCGCAGAGCCGCUUGUCGUUGUUGUUGUGCCAACUCGAGAGCUGGCCGUGCAGAUCUUUAAUGAGGCCAGAAAGCUCUGUUACCGGUCGAUGCUCCGUCCCUGUGUUGUUUACGGCGGCGUUCCAAUUCGCGAACAACUGGGACUUCUUUCCCGCGGGUGUGAUGUUCUGAUUGGUACCCCUGGUCGCCUCAAAGACUUUAUCGGACGCCCUGACAAGGUGACUCUUCGUCGCCUCAAGUACAUGGUGAUUGAUGAAGCCGACGAGAUGCUGAACCAAGAUUGGGAGGACGAACUUCGCCCCAUUCUCUCUGGAGGAGGCAAGUUCUCACUUAUGAAAGCCUUUCAUGGAUGCAAUGUCAAAUAUGGACUUUUCUCCGCCACGUUCCCUCGUGCUGCUCGAACCCUCGCCAAGGAGUACUUGUCUGCGUCCCAUGUGCGCUUUCGAGUUGGCCGAGCUGGAAGCACGACGGUCAAUAUCAGGCAAAUGGUUAUCGAGACCAGCCGGGAGAAGAAAAAUGAACUUCUGCUCACGCUCCUCGAGGAGAUGAACGGGGUCCGCACCAUCAUCUUCGUCAACAGCCGCCAGGCUGCCGACACACUCGACGACUUCCUCUAUAACAUGAAGCUCCCCGUCACUUCCAUUCACAGUGACCGGACUCAAGUUGAGAGAGAGGCGGCCAUGCGAGCCUUUCGAAGCGGCCAAGCUCCAAUUCUCGUGGCCACCGGCGUCACGGCCCGCGGCAUUGACGUCCGCAAUGUGAUGCACGUCAUCAACUAUGAUCUGCCCUCCAUGGAGUAUGGCGGUAUUGAAGAAUAUACUCAUCGCAUCGGUCGUACUGGUCGCAUCGGUCACCGAGGAGUGGCCACCUCCUUCUUUACCGAUCGAGAUGAGCCUAUUGCAAGCGUUCUCACCAGGACCUUGUUGGAAACCAAGCAGGAGAUUCCCGCGUUCCUGCAGCAAUAUAUCCCAGAGAACUACGCUGAGGGCAACAAGGUGAAGUUUGAGACGGAGUCAGACUUUGAUCCCAAUGACGUUGCGGGUGCUGGAGAUGCUGCGGGAGGUGGCUGGGGCGGA
Messenger RNA from Trichoderma reesei QM6a, 1530 nucleotides. RefSeq lists its product as uncharacterized. Lineage: Eukaryota; Fungi; Ascomycota; Sordariomycetes; Hypocreales; Hypocreaceae. The record is from RefSeq and is a predicted model, not a curated record. The transcript has 5 exons. Gene Ontology annotation, molecular function: RNA binding; RNA helicase activity; ATP binding. The annotation marks the transcript as partial. Gene Ontology annotation, cellular component: nucleus.